GAAAAAGAAAAAGAAACGGUUUUCCGAUUUUCCAUUUCCCAUUUGCCUCGCCUUUCUCGUUUUCGAUUCCCAUUUUCAAGUCUUUCACUUCGCCAUUCUGGAAAACAGAGAAAGAAAAACAGGGUUUUUUAUUCUUCUUUUCUUUCUUUCGUUCGUUUAUUUUGUCGCGUGAAAUAACUGCUUGAGGCUGCCAAGAAAAUAAAUCUUUUCUCCUCGAUUCAGCCUGUCGCUUUCCUGGGAAUGUUUAUAGCCCUCCAAGUUUCUUUCCCUCUUGCCUUAUCUCACCAUCUUCUUUUCGGCACAUUUCGCAUGCUCACUACCGGUCGGUUCUCUAUCUUUAUCUCUAUCUUUCCUGUUUCCUGGGUUUUUGGGUGAUUGAUUUUUGUAUUGGGUUUCUUUUUUUUAGUAUCUGGGGUUUUGUUAAUUUUUCCUGAUUUGCGAGAUCUAGGGAAUGUUUUUGUUGAUGCUGUUGUGGGUAGAGGAUUAAUUUUGUUGGGGUUAUUUUAUAAUGGUUUGAGGAAUUCUCGAGUUUUUGGAUUGAGAUUUGAUCUGGGGUUUUGUAAUUUUUGAAGCGUGUGUGUGUGUGAUUGUAUCUUGGCUCUGGGGGGGGGGGGGUUUAGAGAUGAAGAUUGAAGAUGGGUUGCGGAGUGUUGGUGGGAAGGAUGAGGAUAAGACAGUGGUUGCUGCUGUUUUGGGGACUCGGGCUUUUAAUUACUUGAUGUCUUGCUCUGUUUCGAAUGAGAAUCUGUUUAUGGCUGUGAGGAACGAGGCGAAUUUGCAGAACAAGCUGUCGGAUCUGGUGGAGAGACCCAACGCUUCGAAUUUUAGCUGGAACUAUGCAAUUUUCUGGCAACUUUCCCAUUCAAAUUCUGGGGACUGGGUUUUGGGAUGGGGAGAUGGAUUGUGUAGAGAUCCUAGGGAAGGAGAGGAAACGGAAGCUACACAGAUUCUUAGUCUUCGGCUUGAAGACGAGAGCCAACAGAGGAUGAAGAAAACAGCACUGCAGAAGCUUCACACGCUGUUUGGAGGCUCUGAUGAGGACAAUUACGCCCUUGGAUUGGACAGAGUCACUGAUACUGAGAUGUUUUUUCUUGCUUCCAUGUAUUUCUCCUUCCCUAGUGGAGAGGGGGGCCCUGGGAAGUGUUUGGCGUCCAGGAAACAUAUCUGGCUUUUGGAUGUGCUCAAUUCGCCAUCGGAGUAUUGUGUGAGAUCGUAUCUGGCAAAAUCCGCCGGGAUUCGGACGGUUGUUCUGGUGCCAACCGAUGUCGGAGUAGUUGAAUUGGGUUCUGUGAGAUCUGUGAGUGAGAGCUUAGAGUUGGUGCAGUUGGUUAGAUCAUUGUUUUCAUCCCAACCUUCCCUCGACCGAGUGAGGUCGUCGGCAACAAUGUCCAUGAUGGCUGAAAGAAAAGAUGAAAACGCCCCAUUUGUGAGUUUGGGAAUUGCUGAAAGAGGAGGGGGGAAUCCUAAGGUUUUUGGGCAGACUUUGAACUCGGGGAACCUGGGUCGAUCUCAUUUCAGAGAGAAACUGGCGAUUAGGAAGAUGGAUGAUAGGUCAUGGGAAGCAUGUGCCAAUGGAGGUAGAAUUCAGUUUCAAAGCCCCCGAAAUGGCCUUCGCAGUCCGAGUUUGGCACAUGUUCAUGGUCUCAAGCAAGGGAACACUACAGAAGUUUAUGGCUCUCCAACUCCACCAGCAAAUAAUAAUCACGAGCAGCUAGUCAAUGGAGUUAGAGAUGAAUAUUGUCUCAAUCCCUAUCAGUCGCAAAAGCUGGCCCAAAUGCAAAUUGAUUUUUCUGGAGCAACAUCGAGGCCUUCUGUGAUUAACCGUGUAGGUGUGGAUUCGGAGCAUUCAGAUGUAGAGCCUCAAUGCAAAGAAGAGGGGCCUGGCACCGAUGAAAGACGACCUCGCAAACGAGGCAGAAAGCCUGCAAAUGGCAGGGAGGAACCACUGAAUCACGUUGAGGCAGAGAGGCAGCGCCGUGAAAAGUUGAACCAACGGUUCUAUGCUUUACGAGCUGUUGUGCCCAAUAUCUCGAAAAUGGACAAAGCUUCAUUGCUGGGAGAUGCCAUUGCUUACAUUAACGAGCUUCAAACAAAAGUGAAGGCCAUGGAAGUUGAACGUGAGAAAUCGGGGGUCACCUCAAGUGAAGCAACCCCGUCGGAGGUGAACCCAGAAAUUGAAAAGAAAGACCAAUUCCUUGAUGUCGAUAUCGACAUUGAAGCUGGUCAUGACGAAGUGAUCGUGAAGGUUAGCUGCCCAUUAGAGUCACAUCCUGCAUCAAGAGUAAUCAAGGCCAUGAAAGAGGCUCAGAUCAACGUUGUUGAUUCAAAACUGUGUGAAGCAAAUGAUACGGUCGUGCACACAUUUGUGAUAAAGUCUCCGGGAUCGGAGCAGUUGACGAAGGAACAGUUGAUAGCUGCAUUUUCCCGGGACUCGACUCCGUUACACCCUCCGCUAUCAACAGUUGGGUAAGUAGCAGAAGAAGUAGAGUAACAUAGUUGCAUACAUAUAUAGAUUGAUUAGAGUAUGGUAGUGAGAAGAGGCGAAAGUGAAAAGCUUGUUGUUGUUCAGAAGUUUUGAUUACAGCAGCAGGUAUUGUUGUUUAGGCAAAUAACUAUUUAUGAUUAACCAAGUAGGAGAGCAGAAUGUGUGGUGUUAAUAGUACACAUUGUUAUUAUGGUAACUAUUUUGUGUCGGAAUGAAUCUGUAAGUUAGGGAGUUGUUGUUUUGGGUUAUUAAGAAUCUCCGGAACUGUGUACGUUGUUUUUAAUGUCAACUCCCCAAAUUCUUUUGUUCCUUA
Cucurbita moschata (crookneck pumpkin) is the source of this 2798-nucleotide messenger RNA. RefSeq names its product transcription factor bHLH13-like. NCBI's taxonomy places the organism in Eukaryota, Viridiplantae, Streptophyta, Magnoliopsida, Cucurbitales, Cucurbitaceae. Gene Ontology annotation, cellular component: nucleus. The transcript has a single exon. Bases 623 to 2470 code for a protein of 615 amino acids. Gene Ontology annotation, biological process: regulation of DNA-templated transcription. Gene Ontology annotation, molecular function: DNA-binding transcription factor activity; protein dimerization activity; transcription cis-regulatory region binding. The record is from RefSeq and is a predicted model, not a curated record.